Molecule: messenger RNA, 4625 nt
Organism: Puntigrus tetrazona (Sumatra barb)
Lineage: Eukaryota; Metazoa; Chordata; Actinopteri; Cypriniformes; Cyprinidae
Gene: bag5
Product: BCL2 associated athanogene 5
Exons: 5
Coding region: 1286-2701 (471 amino acids)
Biological process (GO): regulation of inclusion body assembly; protein stabilization; negative regulation of protein ubiquitination
Cellular component (GO): membrane; cytoplasm; nucleus
Molecular function (GO): adenyl-nucleotide exchange factor activity; protein-folding chaperone binding
Source: RefSeq, a predicted model, not a curated record
AAAAGGAACAACAAGACAGUUUACUGUGGUUUUAAAGCACGGUCAGAACAUGGCAAGCUCUUCAUUUUUUAAUUCUAGUUCUGCAUGUUCUAAUGAGUACUAUUGUUUAAAAUCACAAACAGGUUUGUGUUGCCUGAAAAUAUCAAUAAUAUAACAUCUUUUAGUCUCUUAGACAUACAUAAACAUUUGAUAGUAGCUUUAGUUGGGAUACAGAUGGAAAUCAGUUUACUCUUUACUUAGAUCAUUGGGUUAAAACCCCCAAUAUACCACCUCAAUACAUGUAGUAAUAAUGCAUUAAUCACUAUAGGUUAAUCACAGAUAUACUGUAAUUAUAUUCCAUUACUCCUCCAUCAAUAUAUUGAAUGGGUUUUGUGCCACAGAGCAGUCACUAUCGUUAUCGUUUAUCGAGGAUAUUUAUAUCGAUCGAUAAUUAUCGCUAAUGAUUUAUCGCCCAGCACACAUUUAUCUACAUUGAUAAAAUGUUAAAUGUAACAGAUGGUAGCGUUGCAAUAUUUGCAUCUGAGUUGCAAUUGGUCCUCAUUACUGCAUUUAUUUACAUGGCGAAUGCCAUCUCGUCUUCACUGCAUGCAAACACAGCAGUGUUGAGGAGAAUGACUACAGCGAAGCAGCUCUGGUGCACAUUCAAACAUUUACAUUCACCCAAAACCUUGACCCUGUUCUUUUGCUGUCUUGCAAGCGGCUCCGUUUCCUAACAAGCAAAUGCUAAUCUGAAGAUGAUCAAAAGAACUACAUUUUUAACCAAUACAAUAACAGUAAAUUACCCACAUGAUUGUAUCCUUGCUCUGGAAACGGCCACAUAGAAAAUACAGUAACACUUUAUUUGAAGGUAUCCUUGUUACCCAUUACAUAUACGUACUACUAUAAUAACAAUUAAUUAUGCAUAAUUACAUGCCAGUAACCCUAAACCUAACUCUAACCGUAUAGUAUCCAACAUGUAGUUAAUUAAUAUAACUUACAGUGUAAUUAUACAUUUAAGUAGGAAACAUCUACCAAGACCUUAAAUGUAAUUGCUCAGUAGCUCUAUAUUAUAUUUAAAGCCUUCUGAAAUCUCUUCCAUGUUUUUUAUCAAAUGUAUUUCAUGAGCAUUGUGGUCUGGGUGCUAAUGGACACUGUCUCUUUAAGGACCGUGAAUAUGAUCUGUCCGUGACAUCACAGACACUUCCCUAGGCAAAAGCAGAGGCAGCCUGCUGCCAAUAUAAUAAUCUCUAGGACUUUGAAUCUGCAGAGCCUGUUUAGGAAACCCUUUGAUGGUGGGAAGAGGACGAUGGAUCAUGGCAGUCAGCAGCCACAGACGCAGCAGAUGCCAGGACCCUUCGCAAGUUACGCGGGACCCCAGGGCCCAUACCCUGGGCAGCACCCAUCUCUGUCACGACUGGACGAGGUGCAAAGGGAGAUCGCCUCCCUGGGCCCACAGGUGUGCUCUUACAGCGGCCUGCAGAACGACAGAGAGUACAAACGACUGGAGCGAGAGCUGACCCGAUUGCUGCUGGAGGUCGAUAAGGUGGAGACGGAGGGCCGGCCGGAGCUCCAGCAGGCUCGGAAGCGCGCAGCCGGAGAGGUCGAGGGUCUGCUUCGCUACCUGGAGGGCAACGCCACGCAUCCGUCUCGGCUGGCCAUAGAGGAGCUGACCCAGGAGGUGCAGAACUUGCUGAAUGAAGGUGUUGUGGAGCCGUUCCGGCAGGGCCAGGCUCAAGAUGCCUUUGAGAUCAGCGAGGAGCUGGUGGAGGCUGUGCAGGACGUGGCCAUGCGGAUGGCUCAGGUUAAGACGGGUGGAAGCGUCCCGCUCAGGAAGGCCCGUUACAAGGCCCUGACGCGGGUCUGUGCCGUACAGGAAAUACUGGAGGGCCGUGUGCGCACUCAUAUGCUGGCGCUGCCGUUGUCCGACGACACGCAUGAGGCUGUGCAGCGUAUUAAUCAAGUUAUGGCGCAGGUGAGUGGUGCCCGGUGCCAGGAAGUGGCUCUGCUGAUGGGUCUGAGUGGGCGGGAUAGCUGUGCCCACCUGGCGAGGAUCCUUACAGAGCUGCUGGUUGAACUGGACGCCCUGGAUGUGUCUAGUAAUGCUGCGGUGAGGAACUACAGGAAACAAGUGGUCGAGGAGAUCAAUGGUCUGCUAAAACAUCUCGACCUGGAGGGAGAAGGAGAGGACACACGCAGGUAUGAUCUAGCGCAGAAUGACUCUAUCCGUGAAAUCGAGGCGAUCAGGGGCCGUGUCUCAGUGCUGCGGGAGGAGGUGCUCCGGCACGGUGCUGCAGGACAGGGUACGGAGCUGCAGGGUCUCCUCACUCACCUGGAUCAGGUGGACACGGGCCGAAAUCCCUGCAUCCGGGAGGCACGGCGCAGGGCCGUGCUGGAAGUUCAGGCGCUCAUCACGUUCCUAGACCUCUGGGAGGCCCUGGGGCGGCGUAACCCCGGACCGGACGAGCCUCCGCCCCAUGCGGCCGUGUGGCGCGUCUUAGCCAGCCUGUGCGACCUGCAGGCUCAGGUUUUGGGCUUUGACGGCAAGAGAGCUGACAAGAGCUACAUGGUAUUGGAAGAACUACUGACCAAACAGCUUCUGGCUCUCGAUGCCGUGGACCCUCAGGGCGACCAGGGAACCAAAACCGCCCGGAAGCAAGCCGUUAAACAUGCCCAGAACAUCCUCAGUUACCUGGAUAUGAAGACAGAUGAGUGGGAGUACUGAGAGGCCGACGGAAUAAGAUGCUGCAAAGAAAAAGGCAAAGGUUUUUUUUUGCCUCUUGUACAACAUACGAGGACACGGUCGUGCUGAGGAUACAGGCCAUGGGCGGAAUUUUUAAUUUGUAUAUAAAAGACUGUGUGUAUCGCCGUGGGCAGUGAGACUGUUACCCAUGAUGCACCGCACCUGCUGCUUUUAUUGGUCCAUUACUGGUCCUUGAAAGCUGCCUUUCUCCUGGCAGAAGGAAAUGCUGUUUCUACUGCACAUGAAGAGUAUGUUUUCAUGACAAUAACCCAUGAUCUUUUUAGUUGAAUCUGUGCUGUUGACUGGUGUGGUGUGGUGCUAAACCCUGUUCUGCUGCCAAAAUCUGCUUCCUGCUUUUCCCCCACAUGCCCUGGUGGAGCACAUUUCAGUCUUUAUCGCAGUGUGAGUACAUCAGCUCUUCCUUCCUAUUCAGAGCCCUGUAGGAACACAUUAUGACCACAACAGGUCGUGCAACGUGCCGUUUUCCUGUUUAUCACGCGUAAUGGAAAAGGCGGGCCUUAGCUUAGUGUUCAUAGGUUUAAUCUCUAAAUUGCACUUUCAUGGUCCUCUUAAUACAGUUAUUAGCCUCGUAUAAACAACACCCGACCCAAAGUGGGCAAUAUUUUAGCAUUUCCUUGCAUCUUCUACAUAUGUCACAGUUAAGAAAAUUGGAUUUUACAAUAGACGAGCGUGAAUCAACAUCAGUUUAAAGGUGAAGUGUGCCAUUUGUGUCACCAAAUGGACAGUGUUUACACUUUUUUUUUUUAGGGUAUUUAACAUGAAAUGACAUGCUUCACCUUUUAAAGAAGAAAAAAAAACAAUCAGAUUUCUAAACCACCCUGCAGUUUUGUCUGAUUUCAUAGAGGACUGUGGCCAAUUGCAAUGAGGUAUUGUCUUUGGAGACGUUUCUUUUUAUUAUGGAGGAGAAAGAAUAGAAACUAGUUCACAGGGUUUCUUGUCUUCUCCAUUGGUUUUUUUUUGCUAUUAGGCAAAAAGUGCCUGUGCAAGCGACUAGGGAAUCGAGCAGAGACUAAAAGUGUGUGUGUGUCUGUGAUUGUUUAAAAAAAAAAAAGGAAAAAGAAAAGAAAAAAAGUGGUGCAUGCUAUUUUGGUGGUGAGACUGAUCAAAGUGGACAGGGGCGUUCUAGGACAUUUUCAUCGGAGCGGCAGGGAAAGACAGCAAGCUAUCAAACAAACUCAGAAACUGUGGCUACAUUCACACAGAUCAUUGUGACCCAAAUCAGAUUUUUUUUUUUUUCCUAUGAUAGAUGAUAGGUUUUUGGGAUGACGGUACUAUAAACCGAUAUAGAUUUGGUUCACUUUCAUAUGUGGGUAUAAAAGUUUGAGUCCCCACGUGGCUUAGGUGUGAAUUUAGAGCGUUUUCAUCAUGUUUGCACAUUGGAUUUAAUGUUGGUUUGUCUCAAACAAAUGUGAAUUAUAACCAUCUAUAAAAGUACUACACAUAAAGGUGCAAAGGUAUAUUUUCUUAUUCUUUUUUACUGUUUUCUCUCAAAAUAUUGUGGAGCUUAGUUUGGCUUUGAACUCUAAUUAUUUGGCACCACUGUGGAUUUUUUUUAUUGGCCAACAUGAAUAGUUACCUAGAGAGCAGAUAACUAAUAGCCCAUGGGAAAUGUAUGAUAAUACAAUAAGGCUAUAGACUGCAACAGUGGUGUUCCAGAUGUAAAAACAUGAUACAUUUUCUCCAUAGAGAAAUUGAUUUUAAAGAUAACUUGCUACUGUGAACUACAUGGUGUAUAUCAAUGGUAUGUGCUCUUCUUGAAGCAUAUUUCAUUAUUUUUUUUUUAUUGCUUACAAUUAUUAUUUUUUUUAAGCGAUUAAUUGCAUCCAGAAUAAAAUGUUGUUUACAUAACGUGUAUAUUUAUUACACACACAUGCAUGUAUAUAUU